This is a messenger RNA of Mauremys mutica (yellowpond turtle), 516 nucleotides long. RefSeq names its product paraneoplastic antigen Ma6F-like. NCBI's taxonomy places the organism in Eukaryota, Metazoa, Chordata, Testudines, Geoemydidae. The record is from RefSeq and is a predicted model, not a curated record.
CUGGCUGCGGGCAGGGCAGGGGGUGCGGGGCUGGCUGCGGGCAGGGCAGGGGGUGCGGGGCUGGCUGCAGGCAGGGCAGGGGGUGCAGGGCUGGCUGCAGGCAGGGUGGCUGCAGGCAGGGCAUGGGGUGCGGGGCUGGCUGCGGGCAGGGCAGGGGGUGAGCCAGAAGGGGGCGGCGCCGUGCUUCCCGUGUUCCCCAGUCCUGCAGCUUCUAGCUCAGGGGCGGCAGCCUCAGCCAAUGAUUGGGCACAAGCACUGGGGCAUAUAUUGGAAAAGAUUGUGUUGGCCUAUGCUACGUCAAACUCUUGUCGUAAGUUAAGGUUAUUUGCUGGGGAAGAGGAGUUUGAACCCUGGUUGGAGCAUACCACUGAAAUGCUGCGGGAGUGGGCCGUACCUGAUGUAGAAAAGCGAAGAUGUCUAAUAGAGAGCCUUAGUGGCCCAGCAUUAGAUGUACUUCGCACCCUGAAGCUCAUUGACCCUGAGGAUGAAGACGAGAUUGCAGUCUCGAUCAGCUGA